Trichomonas vaginalis G3 is the source of this 1461-nucleotide messenger RNA. RefSeq names its product immunoglobulins domain-containing protein. The record is from RefSeq and is a predicted model, not a curated record. NCBI's taxonomy places the organism in Eukaryota, Parabasalia, Trichomonadida, Trichomonadidae. Bases 1 to 1461 code for a protein of 486 amino acids. The transcript has a single exon.
AUGGAUUAUAAUCCAUAUCUUUAUAUUCAAGCAGCAAACAAUAGUGAAUUCAAGAAGAAUGAUGGUAAAAAUUUUAAUUUUCACGCAAUUAUCAGAGAUGGCGAUGGUAGUGGAACUGUUACUCUUUUUUAUAAAUUCGAUAGUUAUGUACCCAGUCAAUAUAAUCAAUUUCCUAUUUCCAAUAAUGAAGAAAUUAAUUUUGGAGCUUAUCUACAAAUUCCUAGUAACAUUCCAGAAAGUAAUAGUCACACGAUAACUAUGUUGGCAAAAGAUGAAUCAAACAAAAUAUCAUCAAUUUUCAGAUAUAAUUUCUCAUAUAUGUAUAAUUCUCCUGUUCUUUCUAUUACAUCUCAAACAAACAUUAACUUAUAUCGGACAACAAAUAAAACUAUCACCAUAAGUGGAACAAUUAAUGAUACAGAUCGUGCAGGGAGUGUUACUAUCUAUUAUAGAUUUGAUGAACAAGAUAUCAAAACAUUAACAAAUGGAAACAUCAACUCACAAGGUACAUUUUCAUUUUCAGAAGAAGUUAAUCUUCCUACAAUUUUAUCAGAAGGCAGGCAUAUCAUCACAGUAUGGUGUUAUGAUGAAAAAAACAAACAAACAAAUACAGAAAGAAUUGUGUUUAUUUAUUAUUAUAAUAAACCAGAACUCACAAUCACUUCACCAAUAAAUGAACAAUAUUGGCGUGGCAAUAACAAUAGUAUUCAUGUUGAAGGCAAAGUUGUUGACAAAGAUGGAUUUGGUAUUGUUACAAUUAAAUGUUUCAUUGAUGAUAUUUUCAUUCAAAGCAAUGAAUAUCAAAUUUCAAAUGUAAAUCCUCAACCAUUCACAUUUGAUUUACUAUUCCCAUCUUAUCUUAGUGAAUCAACUCAUAAACUUAUUAUUACAGCUGUUGAUGACUCAAAUAAAGCAGAUACAAAAUUUCAAUUAUUUAAUUACAAAUAUAAUCCACCAGUUCUUUCUAUUUCAGCAUUAAACAAUCAAGAGUACAAGAAGAAUGACGGUCGAUCAAUUUUUAUUGCAGGCAGUCUGCGUGAUGAAGAUCGAUGUGGAAAUGUCACUCUUUUCUACAAGUUCGAUGGUAAUUAUGAAUCACAAUCGAUCAAUUAUCCAAUCAAUGACACAUAUAUUCACAUAUUAAAUAUUCCAGUUCAAUUUCCAUUAGAUUUUCCAGAAAGUAAUAGUCAUACAAUAACUAUCUGGGCAACAGACGAAACAAACAAAAAUUCAUCAAUAUGCAAAUUGAACUUCUCAUAUCAAUACAACUCACCAAUUUUCAAAAUCAAUAAUCUUACUCAUCAUAAAUUCAUGCGUCUCAACACUAUCAAAAUCAACAUCACAUAUGAACAUAUCGACAAAACAUCUUUAUCUUCACUAUAUAUAUCAUAUGAUGAUGAAUAUAACAUUAGUUCAACACAAACCAUUUCAACUCCUUCUAAUUUCAUUGAACAAUGUUGA